GAAGCUGCGCUACGGAAAGAGGGAGGAGACUGCGGCGGCCGCAGCGGCGGGUAGGACCCCGAUGUGGCAGAGGGGCCGCCGCCGCCGACUGCAAGGCGGAGGGCGCGCGAGUAGAGCGCUGGGGACCCCGCCGCUGUCUCUUCGCCUGCCCCUACCGCCUUCCUAGACGCUUACGUAUCUUCCCUUCCCAGCUUUUGCUAGCACCGGUCUCGUCGGCUGCUGAUCCUCCUUGGCCGCAAGCUCAGAGCAGAGGAAACACCGAGGUAUGAAGACCCCCCACAAAAAGGCAGCCCUAGGGCAGCGAACCAGGUCAGCUGUAGGUGGCCAGACUGGAUCUGCAAAUAUGAGGAAGAAAAAGACCUCCCCAAAGAAGCAGAGGGGCAGACCUUGUUUCCAGUCCCGCAGGAACAUCGUAGGCUGCAGAAUUUCACAUGGAUGGAAGGAAGGUGAUGAGCCCAUCACUCAGUGGAAAGGAACCAUUCUGGAUCAGGUGCCUAUAAAUCCCUCUCUUUAUCUGGUGAAGUAUGAUGGAAUUGACUGUGUCUAUGGACUGGAACUUCAUAGAGAUGAAAGGAUUUUAAAGCUUAAAAUCCUUCCUGAUAAGGUGCCAUUUUCUCGAGUCAGAGACGUGCGCCUUGCAAAUACCAUAAUUGGAAAAGCAGUAGAACAUAUGUUUGAGGGUGAACAUGGUUCUAAGGAUGAAUGGAGGGGGAUGGUCUUAGCCCAAGCACCUAUCAUGAAAGCCUGGUUUUAUAUUACCUAUGAGAAAGAUCCGGUCUUAUACAUGUACCAGCUUUUAGAUGAUUAUAAAGAAGGUGACCUCCGUAUCAUGCCAGAGUCAAACGAGUCUCCUCCAGCAGAGAGAGAGCCAGAAGGAGUUGUAGAUGGCCUGAUAGGUAAACAUGUGGAAUAUACCAAAGAAGAUGGCUCCAAAAGGACAGGCAAGGUCAUUCACCAAGUUAAAGCCAAACCCUCUGUGUAUUUCAUCAAGUUUGAUGAUGAUUUCCACAUCUAUGUCUAUGAUUUGGUGAAAAAGUCCUAACUGUUAUGAUAAAAGUUGGCAAAUUUGUGGAAGCAAAUGUCUAAUUUGUAGACAUAAAAAAAGUUACUUUUCAGUGUAUUGAAAGUUUAAAGGUCCCUGUUAACCCAUCAUCUUUGCCAGCAUAACUGUUGUUUUGUUCUGAAAAAUACAAAUUUAUAUGGACAUAAAAAAACAAAAAACAAAAAACAAAAAACCUUACCAAGUUGACAUUCAUUUGCUCUUACUCAUGUAAAAACAUUCUUAUCUUUGU
This is a messenger RNA of Choloepus didactylus (southern two-toed sloth), 1292 nucleotides long. RefSeq names its product spindlin-2-like. Lineage: Eukaryota; Metazoa; Chordata; Mammalia; Pilosa; Megalonychidae. The coding region runs from base 266 to 1042 and encodes 258 amino acids. The transcript has 2 exons. Gene Ontology annotation, cellular component: nucleoplasm; cytosol. The record is from RefSeq and is a predicted model, not a curated record. Gene Ontology annotation, biological process: gamete generation; regulation of DNA-templated transcription.